This is a messenger RNA of Nannizzia gypsea CBS 118893, 4170 nucleotides long. RefSeq names its product cytohesin-2. Gene Ontology annotation, biological process: regulation of ARF protein signal transduction. Gene Ontology annotation, molecular function: guanyl-nucleotide exchange factor activity. The record is from RefSeq and is a predicted model, not a curated record. The transcript has 2 exons. NCBI's taxonomy places the organism in Eukaryota, Fungi, Ascomycota, Eurotiomycetes, Onygenales, Arthrodermataceae. Bases 1 to 4170 code for a protein of 1389 amino acids.
AUGUGGAGGAGAUCCAACACCACCACGAUAACCACCACCUCUAGGACGACUACCACGGAGACGGUGACCGCCAUCAGGAUGCCGUGGACUCUCCGGGCUGGUUCGAAAGAUGCUGCAAAGAAGCAUGUGUCGCCCGCGCACUCGGAGGUGGAACUGCCGCCUCGACGAAGCGAACACUCGACUCGGUCACGUCCUCGCUCCCCGCUGCCCCGACUAUCAGAGACCCAGACCGUGGACGGAGAACACUCGUUGUUGACCCACGAUUGCAACAAUGGAAGCGGACCUGAUUCUGCUAGGGAGAGAGAUGGUAAAGAUCCUGCUCUGUCUCGUGCGGCGACCAAGAGAAACCGGUUUAGCCUGAUGAGGUUCCGCCACGCUUCCGACCCCCAGUUGUCAUCUAGCUACCAGAGCUCGGAACCGCCCCCGGUUCCUAAGCUCAUUCCUCCACCUACAAUUAUCACAACUUCACCGACCAGCCACAAUCUGGAACAACCGGUAAAGGCCCUGCCUCCAGGCCAACCACAGGGUCAGCUGCAUUUUUCGCGGUCAUCACAUAACCUGGUCUCCGAUGGAGAACUUGCUUCUCGAAGCUCGAGCCCGGGACUCAUGGGAAGGCCUAAAAAGGACCGUAGUGCUAACUCGACACCUCCCGCCUCCUCCAACGCAAGACACUCUCACAUCUGCUUCGAAGAAGCCGGAAGACUGUCCACCGCCUCUCUCCGUAGUGGACAUCGCGCCCAUGCACACGCAGACUCGCAGUCCGGCUUCUCCAACGCUCGCCUAUCCGAAUCUUCUCGCUCUGACGCCAGCUCUGGCGAUAGAUCCAUGUAUUAUGGCCAGCCAUCGAAGAAAGAAUCUACCUCUGCUUCGUCAUCCAUAUUCCGGUUCCCCCGUCUAAAGAAGAGCAGAGCAUCUCUCUUCCCGGUCCCGGUCAAAUUACCUCCCUCGGAGGGCCAGGCAUACCACCGCCAGACCCAAUCGAGCAAAUCUGCUGAACUAUUCAGCGAGUCAAACCUACCCUCGCCUUCCCAUUCAUCUUCUGGCCGUCCAGCAUCAACCGCCGGGUCUCCUAGGCCCCCGCUCUUCCGCAAGGACUCUGCUACCUCGGGUCGAUCCAAAUCUUCCGUCUCCCCAGCUGCCACUGAUCGUGCCAAACGCCGUGCCAGAUCUUCUACCCUCGGCUCCCUACACCAGAUUCAAGAUGACACUGAUAACAGUCUAACGCCAGAUGCCACUCCACCAGCAAUCAGUGCUUCUCGCAAAUCUUUUAGUGAUCUUUUUAAUAUCCACACCCGCCUUAAACACAGCCAGCAUGACCUCGCCAUGUCAUCUCGGGCAGGAACGCCCACUGCUUCCACACCUGGAGCUGGGCCUAGUCCAAUGACUCCUACCACAUCUAAGCCAAACUCAUUUUCUCUCGCACGCGAACUGUCUUCUUAUCCACCCCGCUCUCCCACUGAUACUUCUGCCACCUAUCUAUCUCGCCUAGAAUCCUGUGUUCACCGUGGUGCCAUUGCGACGAUUUUAUCCCAAUCCGCAGAAGAAUUCUACUCCGUUGCUCUACGCAAGUAUAUGCGUAGCUUCUCCUUCUUUGGUGACCCGAUGGAUAUCGCGAUUCGCAAGCUGCUGAUGGAAGCCGAACUGCCGCGUGAAACUCAGCAUAUUGAUCGCAUGAUUCAAUCUUUCGCCAACCGCUACCAUGAAUGUAACCCCGGAAUCUUUGAGUCUACCGAACAAGCAUACUUUAUUUCUUUUUCGCUGCUCAUCCUGCACACAGAUGUGUUCAACAAGAACAACAAGCGCAAGAUGCAACGUGCGGACUAUGUCAAGAAUACCCGUGGUGAAGGUGUGGCUGAUGAAAUUCUGGAGUGCUUUUAUGAUAACAUCUGCUAUACCCCCUUUAUCCAUGUUGAGGAUGAAAUUAAUCUCAGCUCCCGUCUCUCAUCUCCUAAGGCUCGAAGCAAUCUCAUGACGAAGAUGGCAAGUACAGACCAUUUGAUGAAGUCAUCCAAGGAUCCAGUAGACCCAUACGCGCUCAUUCUCGAAGGCAGGGUGUCCACUUUACGCCCUAAUCUCAAGAAUGUCAUGGAACUCGAAGAUGUCUACUCCUCGACCCCGGCCACGAACACACAUCUACCCUCCCCUCCUUCUAUAGCACAACUAAAUAAUACUUUCGAUAAUCCAUGCAAGCUUCAGAUUGUCUCUGCUCGUUCGCGGCCAGAUGCAUUUAUGACUGAGUCGACAAUUGCUAAUCCAGCAGAGUCACAGCCUGGCCUAGUCGACAUCCGUGUUGUCAAAGUCGGUCUGCUCUGGCGGAAGGAUGCAAAAAAGAAAAAGGCUUUGUCACCCUGGCAGGAAUGGGGUGCUGUGCUUACCGGCUCACAGCUUUACCUAUUCCGGGAUGUCCAAUGGGUAAAGUCUCUGAUCUCACAGUAUGAUGCAAAACAUAAGCAGGACAACCGGCCUCCGGCAGUAACAUUCACACCUCCCCUUGCAGCAUUCAAGCCAGACACAAUUAUGUCUACUGCCGAAGCUGUUGCGCUGCUUGACUCAAGCUACAAAAGACAUAAGCAUGGCUUUCUUCUUGUGCGCCACGGUGGGUAUGAAGAAGUAUUCUUGGCUAACUCGGACGUGGAGAUGGCGGAAUGGGUGAAUUUGAUCAACUAUGCUGCGACAUAUCGCACUAGUGGCAUUCGCAUGAGAGGUUCAGAAAAGGAGAAGCAGUCUAACGCCGACCCGCAGCAUACCCAGGAGGCGCAUGCUGCUCGCCGCGCACAGAUUGCACAGCACAUAAAAGAAUCGAAUGAGAAAUUAUUCAUUGCACAACGCCAGGUUGAUAUGUUGCUAAGAAAUGCGAGACACUUGCAGCAUCUUACGCCCAUUCAUCCACGGACUAGAGGCCAGGUCAUCCUUGCAGCAGGUCGGAUGGCUGCUAAAGUGAAGUGGGCUCGGCUUGAACUAGAAAGAUUGAAGUGUCAUCGAGGAAUUCUAGCGAGAGAUCUAGCGGAAGAGGAGGGCCGUGUUGGUGCGGGAGGUUGGAAGAGGGAGGUUGGUCUUGCUCUUGGUCAAAUGAUGGAUGGUGCUGGGGACGUUGGGGAAGACGGCACAUUAUUGGGUGAAAAGGACAGUGAAAGAAUAUCGCUAUCAAUAACAAACGGGAAUGGGCUAGUCGGAAUCGAAACUGCCUCUAUUGCUGCAGAGAGCAAUCGACACUCGAUUUCGUCGACAAUCGCAUCUAAACAUACGAACUUUUCCACCCCUAAUCUCAACUCUGUGACAACGCCGACCACAGAUACAGACAGCAUUUCAAACGCAGUUACUCCACGGCCAAGCGUUACGGAUGAUGAUGAUGACGAAGAGCAACGUUUCCUCCGCGAAACAGGCAUCCUCGCUCUGGACACCGUCUCCCUGUCGAGCCCACCAAACUCGCCGGGAAAACACGAACCUAUUACCCCCAUCUCCACCACUUCCACAAACAAGGAUGCUGUUCAGCCCUCCCCUCCCGCAUCUUCUGAACGCUCUAAAGUUCGUCGCAGCUUCCAGCGUACUCUUCGAGAGGCCCACCAUAAUGUCCCUCUUCAUCGCAAUAGCCGUAAGGGCCGAGACCGUGACUCUUCCACCUCUGCUCAGUCGUCUACACAUUCUACUUCCGCCGGUGCUAGUGCUAGUAAUGGCAACAACCCUGGAACCCCAUCUACUCCCGCAGCUACCUCCGAUGAACCUGGAACUCUCCCCCGCAAGUCUCCCAGCUUCACUGUUCACGGCAAAAAGGCUUCUAUCAUCACGUUCGGCUCUGAAUGGCAGACCCUUUCGCCUGAGCAGAGACUAAAGCAGCGUAAGCCGCAGUCAAACCAGCAGCUCCAGCCAGCACAAGGCCAACCGGAGAAUGGAUUGACGGCUAUUGACGACGGUACAGACUCGAUCUUCUCGCCUUCUAUAGUCUCGACUAUUGGACCUGAUAAUGCAGAACAGACAGGCACGCAGAUAACUAGAUCGACUAGCAUCGCAUCUUCGGCCCUCACUUUCCAUUCUGUGGAUGCAGGUACUCCGGCUGUUGCAUCUCGUUGCUCGCCAGCAAUAAGUGAUGUGUCGCAUACCCCAGGCCCCGGUUCCGGCAACACCGGCGAACAUCAAGGCCCUCAUGAUGAUUCAAAGCUUGUCUUAGCUUGA